CGAAUGCAGCGAGAGAACGAGUGACGACGACGAACUGCUAACGUGUUAGCUCGGUUAGCUGCUGCUAGCUAAAGUGUAUGUGUGUGUGCGCGGCGGAAGAGGCGAUUAAUUUGAUACAGAAUAAUUCUCAAUAAUAUUCUGAGUUGUAUUUUAACUGAGCCGCCCAAGUUAAACAAGUAUGCCCAGCAAAAAGAAGAAAUACAACGCCAGAUUCCCUCCGGCGAGGAUUAAGAAGAUUAUGCAGACAGAUGAAGAAAUAGGCAAAGUGGCUGCAGCAGUACCUGUAAUUAUUUCGAGAGCCCUGGAGCUUUUUUUGGAAUCAUUACUUACAAAGGCUUGUCAUGUCACCCAGUCCAGGAAUGCAAAGACAAUGACGACAUCACAUCUGAAGCAGUGCAUCGAGCUGGAGCAACAGUUUGAUUUCUUGAAAGACCUGGUGGCAACGGUGCCGGACAUGCAGGGCGAGGGGGAGGAGAACCACACGGAAGGCGGAGAAAAAGUCUCGCGCAGGGGUCGGAAACCAGGGUCCGGCCGCAAGAACGGGGGAGCCGGCUCCAAAGGCAAGGACAAGAAGUUGUCUGGCACAGAGUCAGAGCAAGAGCAAUAUGACUCCUCUGAAGACAGCGAGACGGACGGAGACGAGGAGGACGGCUCUCAGUCAAGCACAAACAUGCCGGCUGCAUCCAGGUUCCAAAGCUCAAACUCCCCCCCUCAGAAUAUGGACAUGGGCAACAUGGGCAACAUGGUCUCGAUGGGCGGCAUGGCUCCAGCACAGCCCCAAGGCGGCAUGGCCUUCGCCCCCCACCCCUCCAUGAUGAGCGCCGUGCCGCCUCCCCCAGCCCCCGCGCCGCACAAAAACGACGACGACGACGAUGAAGACUAUGACUCUUAGCUCCCUUUCCCCUCCUCUUUCACACACACACACACACACAUAUUCUCUCUCAACAUUAUUUUUUGAUUUCUUAAAAUGAACUUGCGGCAGGCGACAAAAAAAAAAGAAUAAAAGACUCUUCAUCAACGCCCUCGGGAGACGGCUCAGAACGCCAACGCUGCCGCCGCAGGAUGAGGAGAUAGAAACCUGGUUGUAUAUUAUGUGUUUUAAUUUUCUUUUUUUAAAAAAAGGUUUUAUUUUAUUGUAGAGGAGGAUGUUUUUUAAACAAGUCGGUCGUUCUAUCUUGAAUAUUAAAAACAAGGCAGUCGUCAAUGUUGUCUCGCCAUGAGCCCCCCCCCGCAGACAGGAGAAGGUGUGCUUUGUGUUUCCUUGUACAUUUUUUUUUUCUUCUCUUUCGGCACUUUUUUUCUUUCUUCCUAAAUUCUCUGUGGUAGACGUAAUGGAGUGAACUCAAACCCUCAGGUUGCCUGAAAGAAAUCUAUAAAGUCUUAUUACAACCUCCUUCAAAGUAUUGGAUGUAUUUAAAAAAGCGAUCAGCGUUCGUCAAAGGCAGAGGAGCUCGUCGUCUCUAUCACUCUGUUCUGAUUGGCUGCUCACACGAGAGCCGCACUUCCCGGCUUUGUCACGACUCACUGCUCAGUCCGAUUGUCGGGCUGCAACAUAAACGAGGAAGCAGGUGUAUUUUUUUACUAUCGGUUAGCUAACCGCAGAUUUUUUCUUUUCUUUUGCAUUACUUUCUAUUUUUAAUUGACGUUUUUAUCAAGACAAGUGUAAACCUUUCCCCGCCACCGCCCUGAAGUCAAACAUAUCAGCAGGUCAGGGAUUCACAUCCACUUUGUUGUUGUUUCUGACGCUCUGAGUGUUUCUGAUCUGCACAUUAUUAUUUUCUACGACCAGUAAAGUCCCUUAAAUCGCCCAUCAGAAUGAUGCUGUGACUCGGACCAUAACUUUGUUUUUAAAGUUGUUUGUGUCUUUUGUCCUCUCUUAUUUCUACUCUGGCCUCCCCUGAAUUUAUUUUUUUCUCCAGUGACUUUCUCCUCCAUUGUUUUUUUUCUCUCUCUUUUAGCUUGUUUUAAAGUACCAAUUGAAAGCAGAUGAAGACGGGGCUCCCCCUGUAUGUGUCAGUCUCAGUAUGAAAUAUUUCCAAAUAGACAGUUGACACUGUAUUGUAAACUUUUAACAUUCUUUUUAUUUUGUAUGGGUGAAAUAAAGUUCAUAUUUCAAUUAAAAAAA
This is a messenger RNA of Labrus bergylta (ballan wrasse), 2125 nucleotides long. It is a transcript of the gene drap1, whose product is annotated as DR1-associated protein 1 (negative cofactor 2 alpha). Gene Ontology annotation, biological process: transcription by RNA polymerase II. Lineage: Eukaryota; Metazoa; Chordata; Actinopteri; Labriformes; Labridae. Gene Ontology annotation, molecular function: protein heterodimerization activity; RNA polymerase II general transcription initiation factor activity; core promoter sequence-specific DNA binding. Gene Ontology annotation, cellular component: negative cofactor 2 complex; nucleus. The record is from RefSeq and is a predicted model, not a curated record.